Messenger RNA from Hevea brasiliensis (rubber tree), 1792 nucleotides. RefSeq names its product heptahelical transmembrane protein 4-like. The transcript has 4 exons. The coding region runs from base 365 to 1615 and encodes 416 amino acids. Lineage: Eukaryota; Viridiplantae; Streptophyta; Magnoliopsida; Malpighiales; Euphorbiaceae. The record is from RefSeq and is a predicted model, not a curated record. Gene Ontology annotation, cellular component: membrane. Gene Ontology annotation, molecular function: signaling receptor activity.
UCUUUUUAAAUCUCUUUGCCAAACAUGUCUCAACAGCAUGCAAAAGUUCAUAAAAAAUGACAUUGCCAUUUGUCCAUCCAAAGAUAGCUGUUUUAGCUGUGAUUCUAUUUAUAAUUGCCAUUUUUAGGAUCAUCUCCUCCAAGGAUCUUAGAUUUAUCUCAAUCUUUUUCCGGGUUCAUCAAGAUUUUCCAAAUGGAGACGAUCUUGUUCCAUAUUUGCUAGCUGUGUGAACCAUUUCUUUUUAUAGGAGGUUCUCUUCUAAUUUUCUGCUACUAAAAUAAGCUAUCCUCAAACAGAAUAAAUUCUCUUCUGGGUUAGCUUCAAAGUGGUGUUUCUUCAAUUCGGGUACAUUACCUUUCCAGAGAUGAUUCCUGUUCGUUACAAGAACUCGUUUCCUUCAUCUGAAAUAAUUGAUAAUCCAUUGGAUUAUGAAGAUGGGAAUGGAGUUAGUUCCAAGGAAAGAAAGGGGCAUAUGCUGUGGAAAAAAGUGAAAUAUCAACUAGUUGAAUACCACUCAUUGCCAUGGUAUUUAAGGGACAAUGAAUUUAUCCAUGGUUACUAUCGUGCAGAAUGGCCAUUGAAGCAAGUCCUCCUCAGCAUCUUUAAAAUCCACAAUGAGACUCUUAAUGUCUGGACGCAUUUGAUUGGAUUCUUCCUUUUCCUCUUUCUGACUGUGUACACUGCAAUGAAAGUCCCAGAUGUUGCAGAUAUUAAUCCCCUCCAACAUUUGCAUGAAAUGCUCCAAAAAGCUGAUUUCCACAAGAUUCAUUUACACCUCUUGAAUUGCCUGCCUUCCUUGCCCAACAUGCCAGAUCUUCAAAAGUUCAAGAUGGAUAUAAAGGCAUCCUUACUUUCAAUGGAAUUCCUUUCAACCCUUUCAGGGAAUAUUAUGGAACGUCUCACUAACUGCUUGAUCGACAGAUUUACUCGGAUGUAUCAUGUUGUUGAUGACAGUGUUCUGCAAGGAGUCAAAGAUGAUGUGUCGAACAUGAUAGCUCCCCUGAUGUUUCAUCCCAUUACAAGAUGGCCAUUCUUCCUAUUCUUGGGAGGGGCUAUGUUCUGCUUGCUAGCUAGCAGCACAUGCCACCUCCUCUCUUGCCACUCUGAGCGAAUGUCCUACAUAGUGCACAGAAUUGAUUAUGCAGGCAUUGCUGCUCUCAUUGCAACCUCAUUUUAUCCUCCUGUCUACUACUCUUUCAUGUGCAACCCCUUCUUCUGCAACCUGUAUCUGGGCUUCAUAACACUAUUAGGCAUUGCCACCAUCGUAUUCUCUCUCCUUCCUGUAUUCCAGAGGCCAGAAUUAAGGGGCUUUCGAGCUGGUCUCUUCUUUGGGAUGGGCAUGUCAGGCGUGGCCCCUAUUCUUCAUAAGCUGAUACUCUACAAGGACCAACCUGAAGCCCUCCAAACUACAGGUUACGAAAUCCUGAUGGGGAUCUUAUAUGGACUUGGAGCAUUGAUUUACGCUACAAGAAUUCCUGAGCGAUGGAAGCCGGGCAAGUUUGACAUUGCUGGACAUAGCCACCAGCUUUUUCACAUCUUGGUUGUGGCAGGUGCUUAUACACACUACCAAGCAGGGCUAGUGUACCUAAGAUGGCGGGACUUGCAUGGUUGCUAGAUCUUCAUAGGGACAUAGAUGGAUGCAUAAAAAGUAGUGAUGAAGCAUUUCUUCUUAACCAGGACAAAAAAAUAUCUAAGUUUUGUUGAGUAGAAUUUUGAUGAAGCAUUUCUUCUUAACCAGGGCAACAAAAUAUCUAAGUUUUGUUGAAUAGAAUUUUGCUUUCAUUGAGAGUCA